CCAUGCACCCCAAUCCAAGUAGCCCUUCCAUCAGCUAUAUAUAUCCACUCAACUUCCCAUCUUGAAUCUCAUCAUCAGAUCAAGAUCAAACCCUACCAUCGGCUUCAAAUCAGUCUGAUUUGAUCCGGUGGUGGGUUCUGAUAUAUACAUAUACAAAUACAGUCUGGUCGCCGGAAUCUGAUAUAUAAAUAUAAAAAUGGCGGAUAAGGUGCGGAGGUUGACGGCCGACAACGGCGUCGUGAUCUUCAGCAAAACCACAUGUUGCCUCUGCUACGCGGUGGACAUCCUGUUCCAGGAACUCCGGGUGGAGCCGCGGGUGCACAGCAUCGACCUCGAUCCCGACGGCAAGGAAAUCGAGAAGGCCCUGCUGGCCCUGGGCUGCGGCACUAAUAAUAAUGCGGUGGUUCCGGCCGUCUUCAUUGGCGGCCACCUCAUCGGCUCCACCAACGAGGUCAUGUCUCUCCACCUCAGCGGCUCCCUCCUCCAACUCCUCAAACCUUAUCAGCAACUCCACCAUUAGAGCCUCCUAGCUAGUAUAGCUAGCUUCAACUCCGCCGCCGCCGCCGCCCUGUCCUAGAAGUUCCGACAAUAAAGAAACUGAAUCC
Ipomoea nil (Japanese morning glory) is the source of this 605-nucleotide messenger RNA. RefSeq names its product glutaredoxin-C13-like. The transcript has a single exon. Bases 197 to 520 code for a protein of 107 amino acids. Gene Ontology annotation, cellular component: nucleus; cytoplasm. The record is from RefSeq and is a predicted model, not a curated record. NCBI's taxonomy places the organism in Eukaryota, Viridiplantae, Streptophyta, Magnoliopsida, Solanales, Convolvulaceae.